UAUACAAGCUAAACCGGUGAGCCCUAGUACUCUAUCGUUCAUACGCAUCGUCUUCAUUCUUCAACUCCUCUUGACAGAAUCGCAUCCCGACGACGCCGCGAGGUUGGACGCUGUAAUACAUACAUGGCUGCAAAAGCUGAAAAUGUGAAGGAACCAAUUAAUGAGCAAGCGGUUGCGAGCAUAUAUGGUAAUUUAAGAUCUGAGAUGAACCAAAUUUAUUCCAAAAUCACCGAACUGGAGAUGGAAGUUAGUGAACACAGUCUCGUGAUGAAUGCUAUACAGCCACUUGAUCCUUCAAGGCGGUGCUACAGGUUGAUUGGAGGUGUUCUUGUUGAGAGAAGCAUCAAAGAAGUGUUGCCCGCUGUUCAGCGCAAUAAGGAGGGGAUUGAGGAAUUGAUUGCUCGGCUCAACGAAGCCUUGGAGAAGAAGAAAAAAGAAAUUUCUGAGUUCGAGGCAAAGUACAAAAUAAGGAUCCGGAAAUCAGAGGAUGAAGUGCAGGAUGAGAGUGGGCGAAAGGAAGGGUCUGCACAGGGAGUACUUGUUGGUCCUGCUGCUGGUGCAAAUGAAUAAUAGAUCAAUACUGUUAUUAAAAACUAUUUUCAUUUUUUUGGGAGUGUUUUGUGUGCUAAAAUCAGAUUUUAGCAAGAUGUAUCUGUAAGACUGUAACCUUGCUUUUUAUUUGUUUCUUUAUGGGGUGUUUGGUUGGAUAGUGUU
Messenger RNA from Ipomoea nil (Japanese morning glory), 714 nucleotides. Its product is annotated as probable prefoldin subunit 2. The coding region runs from base 124 to 570 and encodes 148 amino acids. Gene Ontology annotation, cellular component: cytoplasm; prefoldin complex. Gene Ontology annotation, biological process: protein folding. The record is from RefSeq and is a predicted model, not a curated record. Gene Ontology annotation, molecular function: protein folding chaperone. NCBI's taxonomy places the organism in Eukaryota, Viridiplantae, Streptophyta, Magnoliopsida, Solanales, Convolvulaceae. The transcript is spliced from 2 exons.